GAGUACCUUUCUUUCAAUAUCUGAUUUCAAGAACGGAGUUCGGCGUUCAGCGGAUUGGCUGGGUCCAACGUCUCUGGAUAGGAAAACAACACUUGGGUUGAAGUCAGUGAAGAACAACCCCUUUGCGAGUGCCAUAGCACAGAUGGACCCAAAGACCUGUUCAUAUGCUCCUAAUUCAAACAUUCAACUCGCUUCAUCUAAAACGGACUUCAGACUCGGGGACACCAUUUCUGUUGAAAUCCAACUUUUCGACGCGUACAAGCGGAGGAAAAACAAGGGAGGUGAUAACGUGAGACUAUGGAUGAGUGAAACGUUAAAAGAUGCGCGCGCAGCAGGCGUUGUCACUGACAACAAGGACGGUACCUAUACAGGAACUCUCAAGGCUCUCUGGACCGGAAGUCCAAAAAUCGAAGCCGCCAUAGCUAGUCGGAAAGAAAACGUGGAUAUCUUCUAUCGGGUAUAUCACGAUUACUACACACUAAGAAACUUAUCAGCGAUGUUCGAGAGCGAUGGCGUCCAGGAGGAAACGUUGUGCCUACCUAUACCAAACAUCCGGGGCUUUGAGAACGUCUGUAACUUGACAGCCGAGAAUUACGGACUCCCGUGGUAUUGUGGGAAACCAUCACACCGGAAGCUGUUGUGUCACGACUUCACGGGGUUACGUGAGCCGGAUAAACAGCCAUCUCCAUUUACUCCACACGAGGCAAAAUUCUUCGAAAGACACCUGCUACAUCAAAAGCUCCCCACAUCUGUUGCGAUUAAAGUGACGUCAGAUCAAGACACAGUUCCUUUGCCAAGUGUCCCCUGUAACAAAACACCCUUGAGGAAAAGCUGGGAGGCAUCAACACCUAUUGGCUUCUUCUACAAGAAUUCCUGGAAGUCUCUAACUUGUAAAAACACGAUUCCACUUGAUUCGAACAAGGAAUGUCUGAAAAACCGGAGAAUUUGGAUCCAUGGAGAUUCCUCUUCAAGAGGUUGGUUCAAGAUUUUAACUGAACGUUUAGGCUUGACACUUGUUACAGAGGCAUGGCACCAUUCUAAAUGGCACAAACCGGCAGUAACAAUGGACACGCUGCGGAACAUCACGCUAUUGUUGGUGCCACAUGAGUACCCAUUUUAUCAUGGGUAUACGUUCAACAAAUUGGCUUAUAACAGAGCAACGCAUGCCUAUCUGGAUGAUCUUCCAAAUAAUUCUCGGGAUAUAUUUCUCAUUCAUAUAUACCUUCAUUUUAACCCCUUCCCUCCAGAGGUUUUUAGAACUCAUAUGAAAAGAAUUGCACGAUCUGUCAAAUCGUUAGUUGUUCGUGCCCCAGGGGUUAAAGUGGCUAUUCGAGGAACUCAUGCUUUCAAGGGUAGGGGCAAGAUAGGGUUUUUGGACGACUGUUGGAUGUUUGUAUACGAUACGAUCCAGCGGGACGCAUUUAAAGGGCUGGAGAACAAUGUGCUUUUCUUAAAUAAUAUAGAUUUGACAGUGGCCACAGACAACGACGACCAGCAUCCUAACUCGUUAGCAGUGGAUUCCCUCAUCAAUCAUUUCCUGGGAUCCGUGUGUGAAGGAUGAGGGAUGAGAAAGAUGGGUGUGGAGUGGCGUCUGUGCGUUUUGCGGAGAGUGAUAUAUGUAUAUAUGCGUUUAGUGUGCAAGUGUGUGUCUCUAUGGUUGUGUUUUGGUGUGCAUCUGUUCCUGAACCAACAUUUAUAGGUAAGAGAUUUAAACGUUUACAUGGGGACACGGGUGGCCCAGUCGUCCAAGGCGCCGCGAUUCGCUGUGCAGAGUUGCGUCCCUUGGGCACGCCAGAAACCCAUGAUUGUAGGUUCGAAUCCCGGUUCGCCCUGAUUAUGUUUCUAGGUUUGUCAGCACCAUACCCGUGCCCUUAGGUUUCACUAAAGACGUUAUAAUUUGUCUUGAUUGUAAUUUGCUUGGCUAUUUAUAUCUUAAGUGUGUGCAUAUACCAUAGCUCUGCUGGUUUUCUUUGGAAGGCCGUGUUUGCUAAAACAUUUUUCCCCGUAUAUACGGGAACUGAUUAGGGUUGUUU
Molecule: messenger RNA, 2033 nt
Organism: Haliotis rufescens (red abalone)
Lineage: Eukaryota; Metazoa; Mollusca; Gastropoda; Lepetellida; Haliotidae
Product: NXPE family member 3-like
Exons: 3
Coding region: 143-1561 (472 amino acids)
Source: RefSeq, a predicted model, not a curated record